Molecule: messenger RNA, 5221 nt
Organism: Daphnia pulex (common water flea)
Lineage: Eukaryota; Metazoa; Arthropoda; Branchiopoda; Diplostraca; Daphniidae
Product: speckle-type POZ protein-like
Exons: 2
Coding region: 4447-5157 (236 amino acids)
Biological process (GO): regulation of proteolysis; proteasome-mediated ubiquitin-dependent protein catabolic process
Cellular component (GO): nucleus; cytoplasm
Molecular function (GO): ubiquitin protein ligase binding
Source: RefSeq, a predicted model, not a curated record
CCUUCGGAGCGGGAUUCAAGGUUGUGUCGCUAGCUGGCGUCGUGACAGCGCAAUGACUUGCAAAUCCAACACACAUAAAAGAUGUCAAACGCGUAGUGUACUUGGAAUAACCACACCCACCAAGCCUUAGUAGAUAAUAAAGCACAUAGUUUAGUUCGAAAUACGUAGCAGAGGUCCUGCAGUCUUAGAGUUUCUCUAUACCGUAUUGCCAACAGUUUGAUUUUCGAUUUCUUUCCGUUGCACAGUAAGUGUUGUAAAAUACUACAAUUAAGUUGAACAGUCGUUUAACGAUGUGAUCGGUUGCAGGUAUUUCCGUAUCUCUGAUGCACUGUCGUUCUCAGUAGAGUUUUACAAGUUUCUUUGUCCAAUUAAAUUUGAUGCCAGAGAUAAGGUUUUAUCUGUUAAACGAUUCACAUCGCUCACCUACUGUUCCAAACUGCAGAUUUGCUCAGGCAAAUAAUACCCUUGAAAAAUAAAUAAAAGAAGAAAAUGUUUUCUAAAAUGAAAAACAAAUUGGACUUGGCAAAAGGGAAAAAGUCCAGCGGAAAAUUGCUGUACGUCCAGUACGUUGACCUCAAUAUCGAAACCAAGCACGAAAUAACUGAUCCAUUCCUCAAGGAUUUCAUCUUGGACGUGAAAUUUUCCGAUCCGUAUUUCACGUAUUAUGCCUCAUCAACUAGGGGCUCAAAUCUCGACAUUUUGAAAAACGCGCUUUCUGACAAAAUCAUCAACGUUCACGUCUACUCCUGUCCAAUGGAUGACACUCCAGAAUGGAUACCUCACACUUACGCGGUUUUUCAAACUGAAGACACUCAACAAAAACAAAUGUGGUGGUCCUUUGAAAAGAAUGGAGAAGAUAUUGUUCUUCAACAGUCUCCUUACGAAGAGGACGUCACCAAGUACAUCUACGACAACACAAAAACUCAAAAUAUCUCGCGACUUGAAACAGUGAAAGUAGAAACCAGUGCUCCGGCCCAAGGAACACUUGAAAAUUUACUAAGAUAUUUUUGGAAUGCUGGUCAGAUUUACCUUUCAUACCAUCUGUUUUUGUCCAAUUGUUGGCAGUUUGCGGAGUUUGUUUUUGAAAAAUUGAACACAGAAGGGGGAAAAUGGACACCACCCGUCGGGUACAAAAAGCUGAGAGCAUUUAAUUGUUUAUCAUCGACUGUUAUUGGACGGCCUGGGUUGGAUGACGAGACUGUCAUGAACUAUUCCAUUCAGAACGACGAUAAGAACGCAAUCAACGUAUUGCUUCGACAGGCUUUAGGGGAUGGAGAUAAAGAAAAGUUGCGACAACUUCUGGAAGAACACCCGGAUUCGGUAAAUGCAGCAAAUUCUUUUGGUGAAACUCCACUUCAUCUAGCAGCAAAACUGUCAAAUUGUACGACUGAUACAUUAAAAAUGCUCCUUGACAAAGUAAAUAAUCUAGAAUUUGUCAAUAAAGUCGAUAACUAUGGCUAUACUCCACUGCACUGGGCAUUUUACACGCGUUCACUGGAGAAAAUUAAAAUGUUGAUAAAAAAAGGAGCAAAUAUUGAAAUCCACGUCAACGACGUCAACGGCGAAUCACCACUUCAACUUGCCGUGCAAAGGUGGGGCAACGCUCCAAAAAAAGAAUUCAAAAAGCUGAAGAAAUUGCUCGUAGACAAAGUGAUAACAAAACAAAGUGAUAACAUUCAAGAAUAAACCACAAUUAGAAAAAAAAAUGCCAUAAAUUUCCCUAUAAACAUAGAAAAAGCUUAGUCUGAGGUGUUCUAGUCCUAUUUAAACAAAAUCUCCAAAAAACUAAAUCAAUUCGGAUAGAUAAAGUUGAAGCAACUGGGCAGGACGGAACAGCGGAAUAGAAAGAAACAAAUGCGGUGAAAAGUGAAAACUAACCUGAAAGUGCAAUGACAGCUCGGUCACCAUGUCGAAGAUCCGAACUGGAGAAACAGCGACGAGGAUUUUCUGGAAUGAGUCUCUAUGAUUCUCAAAUCAGAGCGAAUGAGGAUCAUCCGGAUACUGAUGAACGUACGACCAUCAAUCGAACUCGGCUGCAGGCGGGAGGCACGCGACGGAGAUAACUUCCAGCGUGACUGCAUAGGGAAAAGAAACGGAAUAUCAGACAUCAACGAAGAAGCUAAUAAUGCCAAUUUAACUAAAAACACAUUUUACAUUGGAGAACGCUGUCAUGAAGCCCGCCAGCAAGUGCCAGUGUUUUAUGAAUGGUUUAUUGGUUAUAUCAGUUCGUAUCAGUUCUAUGAGACAGCCGUGCCGCAUGCACGAUUACGGCCGAUUACAGUUUCAAAUAGUCAACGUUUAAAUAUCAAGAUCUAUAGCAGCAUUGUUGCCAGCACUGGUGGCGAAGAGAAAGAUAAAAUGAUCUCUCAUCCAGUUACGAUUUUAAUCAAUCUCUAAGGAAAACUUGAAGAGAGAAAAAAUAUUCAACUACGUGCAAGUGUGAAAAGCGCACUUUGUGAGAUGAUGUGAAACAUCUCGAAUGUUUAUAUUGAUUAUUUUUCCUCGAGGAAGAAUUGUUUGAUGUCCAGAUCUAUUUGUAGUUCGGAAGCUGAAGUGCAAUCCCUGGUAAUUCUGUCUAGACCACCAGAUUUAUAUUUGUUGAAAAAAGUUAUUUCUGGAUUGGACAUUAGACAGCAUUUAAGAGAGCAGCAGUCUUGGGGACAACAGUUUGGUAGGAUCGGCUACAUUCUGGGCUGUGUAACACAGUCAGCAAAUGCUAGUCAGUUUGCCAAAUUACUCACGCACUUAUUAACAACAUUACGGCAAGAUCUCUGCUAGUCUACCACUACAAGCAUCACUUCUCAGGCAGGAUCAAAGUCACUAAAAUCAAGGACCUCACAAAAUAAAAAUCGAUAAUGAUCUUAUUCGGUUGUGAAAUGGCCAGACCAUUCAGACGGGCACAACAAAAACCACAUCCACAAUGACGACACGAGUUCAAACUUUCAACAGAACAUUUUUUAAAAAAAUAAAACACUGACAACGCCUUAAUUCAAUUAAAAUAACGACAUCUUAACAGAAUUAUGUGAGUUACAGGCUAUAGGUCGCUCGGGAAAACUGAAUAAAAUGGCACGAACAGGCCAAAUCAAGGACACAUUUUUUUAAAACGCCCACUUUUUCAUUUUCUCAUUUUCUUUCGUUUGGUUUUCUUCUUUCAAAUUUUUCUUAUUUAACCCACCCCACCCCUCUCCUGACGUAAAUCGUUUCUCCUUGAGGUCAUUUGCACUACGCACCUGCCAAAUCGAGAAUUGAUAAAACAAUUAAGUUGAAAGCUGACAGGCAGCCACAAAAUAGUGUUUGGAGGAGAGAGGAUAGCUCAACUCCUCAAAAAUUAAGAUUGUAAUUUCAAACCUCCACUGAAGGUUCAUCCAAGAUUUUUGAUAAAAAAAAAAAAAACGAACAGAAAAACUGACCUGCUGGAUAUCAAAUCCCAAAGCCCAGUCUUCAUCAGGUGAGAGUACUUCCGGAAAAGGCGGGAGAGGUGAUGGUUGACACUGGAUCGCGAAUCAUGUGCGGUGAAGCAUUGUCAAUCGUCGACUCUCUACAGUCGCCACUUGACAUUUACCAAGUCGACCGUUGACGUCACUGCUAGAAAUGAAAAGAAGAAUGAAAAUGAUAUACCGAAGCUAAAUUAUUUAAACGGCACCAGACAAUGCAUAAAAUUUGUUUUUAAAACGUCUUUUUAAGAGAAGCCACGCACAAUUUUAAGUAUAAAGUAUUUUUCAAUAAAAAUAAAACAGCGACGUCUAAGACUACAAGUCUUCAAUACAUGAAAAGACUAGACGUAAGAGAAUAAGGAAUAUUCCAUCAAGGGAUUCAAUUAACCGGCAUUGAUGACGUAAAUCUCCUUGAAGGGAGAAUCGCACAAACAUUUUCUCCUUCCAAGAAACGGGGAUAAUUCUCAGUAAAAGACCUUCGCUCAUGAUACGACUGCCAAUGUUGUUAUCCGACCGUUAACUGACACCCUGGUUCGCAGUCUGCUGAUAGUCUUUACGAUGAGGACUCGCCUCUUGUUCACCCUCAUCUCAUAACACAAGCAGCACACAAGACACCGUUCCAGUUAAAAAUACAUUCAAUUUCUUUUCAAAUUAAAGUUUCUGUGCAUUCGUUGGCUAACGUUGACUCCAAACUCUUACAGGUCCCUACAAAAUGCCAAAGUGUUUGGAUUGCAUUAGUACCGGAUGUGAAAUCGUCAAAGUCCACUUCUUUUGGUCCGUUGAAGUGCCGUUCCUUCAAACGACAGACGGAGGUGGGGAAGCAAUCGAUUCACGUUUAUAUUCAUCAUUUAAAUCUCCUGGAAGUAAAUGGAAACUGCUAUUGUUUGACAACGGACCAGCAAUUCUAUUCGGGGUGUUACAAAUAACCAUGGACGAACAUGUGAACACCGUACACAAAGUUAAGACAGACCGAUUGACGACGUCAAUUGAAAAUGGAAAUGAUUGAAAAAAAAUGGCAUCGCGUCCGGCCGGAUGUGAAAUGCUCAAAUCUGAAUGUCGACAGUUGGUCGAUCGGUCAGGUCGUCUCACUUUCAGCUGUGAGAUUCUUACCGGUACCCUCGUGAGAAAGACACCCGAUUCGUCCAGCAAUCCUCCAGCAGGUAUUGCACUCAACUGCAGCGACGGAUUGGCUACUCAGUUCGAAGAAUUAUUCGACAGUAUGGAGAACAGCGACGUCAUUUUCAAAAUCGGAGGCCGCCCAUUUCCCGCCCACAAACUCAUUUUAGUGACCAGAUGCCAAGUGUUUGCGGCCAUGUUCAAGCACGAGACCAAAGAAAAGUUGAGCAACGAAAUUGAAAUCAAAGAUGUCGAGCCGGACGUGUUCCAGCAGCUGCUGCGCUUCAUCUACACGGGCCGACUGAGUUUAGAGACCAUGGAAACGAUGGCCGUCGCCCUGUUCAUCGCGGCGGAUAAAUAUCUGCUGGAUCAACUCAAGGACAAGUGCGAACUGUUUCUCCUCUACAAAAUGACUCCCGUCAACUGUCUCGAACUUCUCCUUCAGGCCGAUUUCCCCAAUUUGGCGAAAUUAAAGGAAGAAGCGGCCGUCUACUUCCGGCGACACAAAGAACGGGUGAUGGCGACAGACAAAUGGAAACUGGUGGAACAGGAAUGUCCAUCUUUGUUGGGUGACAUUCAAGAAUGCAUAUUGGCAAAAAUUUCUUAAAAUUUCACAUUAGCAAUUGUUAUUCAAUAAAAAAAUAAGAAAUAAUUUGAAAAGCUGGACUUUU